This is a messenger RNA of Armigeres subalbatus, 828 nucleotides long. Its product is annotated as trypsin 3A1-like. Gene Ontology annotation, molecular function: serine-type endopeptidase activity. The transcript is spliced from 4 exons. The record is from RefSeq and is a predicted model, not a curated record. Bases 1 to 828 code for a protein of 275 amino acids. Gene Ontology annotation, biological process: proteolysis. Lineage: Eukaryota; Metazoa; Arthropoda; Insecta; Diptera; Culicidae.
AUGAAAGUGUUCGCAGUGCUUGUGUUAUGCCUUACCGUUGUGGCUGCAGGGCCUGAUGAGGAUAUCUGGUUGCAGUUUAACAGACGUAUGCCCAGUGCAUACUACGGUUUGAAGGAGCCCAUUGAGAGAUCCCCCGUUACCGGACGAAUUGUUGGAGGCAUCGAUGCAAACAUUGCGGACUUUCCAUACCAGCUCUCUUUGAUUCGCGGCGGAUCACAUUUCUGUGGAGCUUCGAUAAUUUCUACAAGUUGGGCCCUUUCGGCUGCUCAUUGUACUUACCCUAUGCCAAGUGUGGAUGCUGUAACCCUACGUGGUGGAUCUGCCAGCCGAUUGGAUGGAGGCUCCAUUUUCAGCGUUGAUUUGAUUAUCAACCAUCCUCAAUACAAUGAUUCAACUAUUGAAAACGAUGUUUGCGUGCUUCGUACUGUACAAGCUAUGCAGGGAUUGCAUAUUACUCCCAUUCAGCUGGUACCAGCUGAAACUUAUUACCCUCAUGGAACCCGUGCGGUAGUAUCAGGCUGGGGUCUCACGAGCGUUCCUGGAACAUUACCAGUCAUACUACAGAUGGUUGACAUUCCGGUGAUCGAUCAGGCCACAUGUCGCGCAGGGUGGCCAGUAGGCUGGGUUACGGACGAUAUGCUUUGUGCCAGUGAGCCUGGACGUGAUGCAUGCAAUGCAGACAGUGGUGGCCCACUUGUUACUGGAGGACGACAGAUUGGUAUUGUUUCAUGGGGAGCAACUAACUGCCUUGGGAACGAACCUGGAGUUUAUGCCCGAGUUGCUUUCCCGCUUAUUCGCAACUGGAUCACUGAAGCCACCGGAAUUUGA